AGGCGAGGCGUCCGCCGUCCGCGUCCAGGCACCCGGCGCACGCCGCAGUCGCACUCGCACCCCCAGUCCGGCUCCGGCAGUUCCCCACCCCGCCGCCGUCGCUCGUCGGCCGACGGCCGUCCCGAUUCCCGCGCGGCCUCGCCUCUCCCAGUCUCCCGCACGCGUCCGGCGUCCUGCCGACCGCGAGGCCGCGCCACGCCGCCGGAUCCAGUGCCGGCCGCGCCCCGCCGCCGUGCGCCGUCCCGCGACCUCGAGGACGCGCCCCGCCGCCGGAUCCACUGCCGGCCGUGCCCCGCCGCCGUGCGCCAUCCCGCGACCGCGACUCCGCGAGGCCCCGCCGCCGUGCGCAGUCCCGCGGGGAGGCCGCGCCCCGGCACCCCGCCCGGCGCCCGCAGGUUCACUGUGGAGUUGAGGUGAGUAUCUUCAUCUAAGGUAGCAUGAGCACUGUCAGCAGCACAAGGCGUGCGCCGAGGAGACUGUCGCAAGAUGGGUCUGCUGAUAAAGUAGUGGUGAACUUGGAAGCAAGCUCCCCAGUGGUGGGAAGUUCACUGAGCUUCCCGGUGGCAGGAAGCCGUCGGGGAGUAUCAGCCACUGUUGCUGGCGCACAAAACUCACCUAUUGAUGUGGAAGCCAUUGAAGAUGAAGUGCAGGCAAUAUCGCCAUCACGAGUACCCCCUCCAAGAAACAUGAGAACCAGGAGGCAACCUGUAACGGUGGUUGACUUGGAGGUAGAGGGUAGCCAGCAAGGGAACAAGCGCCAAAGGGUUGUACAUUGCCUCUCUCAAAAUAGGGGAGAAGGGUCCAGCUUUCAGGCAAAUAAGGAGGUCCCCAAGGAACCAACUUUUACCUGCCCGAUAUGUUGGAAUAAGAUGUGGGAGCCCGCCACAACACCUUGUGGCCAUAUCUUCUGCAACACGUGCAUUAAGCAAGCCAUCAAGAUUCAGAAGAAAUGUCCUACGUGCAGGAAGGGCCUGAGAGCAACUAGCGUCCAUCGUAUUUAUCUUCCAAGCACCGCUAGUUAAGGUCAAUUGGCUGUAUCAGAAACUUCUGAUACAAUAAGGAUGUGCAAUUAGGAUCAGAAGUGAACAAUAGAUGGAUAUUUCACCCAGUCUGUAUCAUGUGUAAAAAAAUCAAAUAAAAAUUUAUAAUAACUGCGUCACCAGGAGCUCAUCAGCUCAUUGCGACAACUUCCUGACAAGGGAAGUGGAUAGCUUCAGUUAUACUCAUCUCUUGUUGCACCUACAACUUCAGAAUAUUGUUGUGUUGUAUGUAUUAGGUAAUUGGCAUACUUGAUUAGUGUAACUGGUAUUUGCUUCAAUCUGAAAUGAUAAUAGUGAGUUGCAAAAUUUAGCAUUUAUGGA
Molecule: messenger RNA, 1361 nt
Organism: Setaria italica (foxtail millet)
Lineage: Eukaryota; Viridiplantae; Streptophyta; Magnoliopsida; Poales; Poaceae
Product: E3 ubiquitin-protein ligase RNF4
Exons: 6
Coding region: 438-1022 (194 amino acids)
Source: RefSeq, a predicted model, not a curated record